Molecule: messenger RNA, 3978 nt
Organism: Verticillium nonalfalfae
Lineage: Eukaryota; Fungi; Ascomycota; Sordariomycetes; Glomerellales; Plectosphaerellaceae
Exons: 18
Coding region: 1-3978 (1325 amino acids)
Molecular function (GO): GTP binding; hydrolase activity
Source: RefSeq, a predicted model, not a curated record
AUGACCUCCUACAGAGAGCCAGGUCUGCACAUUUUGGGUCCUGAAUGGCUGGAGAUUGCCGAUCAUGUCACGCUCUCGUUUGGAAAAGGUACACCCGAGGAGCUACGAAACCAAGUGAAGUUGCCUUUUGAGUUGCCUUCACCCACCGGAAUGACUAUCACCGACAAACCGGUGCCCGGAUAUGAUGGUGGUACAAACCAGGUUCGCAUCUACAAGCCCGAGGAACCCUCGACCAAUGGCGCCGUCCUGAUAUACGUUCAUGGCGGCGGUUGGACUGUUGGAAACCUGGACACGGAGGACGCGUUCUGCCGCACCGUAUGCAGAGGCAACCGGAUUGUCGUUGUGAGCAUAGACUACAGGAAGGCUCCAGAGCAUCCUUUCCCCAUCGGAAUAGAGGACGUCUGGGCCGGAGUUCUCUGGGUUCAGAACAACCUAGAUUUCCUCGGAGGAAAGCCAGACAACCUCAUCAUGGGAGGCCUGAGUGCCGGGGGCAACAUUACAGCAGCACUCGUUCAACGUGCCAAGGCCACAGGUCUCGUCUCCAUCCGUGGGCACAUCCUGCGCGAACCUCUCGUGGUCCACCCGGCGGCCCAGCCCGCGGGCGUCGACUUCUCGAGCUACCUCGACUCCGAGGACGCCCCGAUCCUUCCGACCCUCGGGGUGCACCGCUGCCUCGAGUGGUACAAGCCCGUGCCCGACGAUCUGCGUAUGUCGCCCCUCCUGGCCGAGGACUUCUCAGGUCUGCCGCCGGCAUACGUGCAGAUUGCCGGGGUUGACCCCCUGCGGUGCGAUGCGUUCGCCUACAUCGACAAGCUCCAAGCAGCUGGGGUUCCGGUGCGCGUCAGCGUGUAUCCUAGAUUACCGCAUGCGUUCCAGAUGGUGCCGCUGAAGUCGAGCCAACAGAGUGACAAGGAGCUCAUCUAUGCUGUGAAGUGGCUCAUUGGAAGCGAACGAGACGAUGACACAGGCACUAGCAGACCCGACCGUCUCUCUGGGCGGGAACCCUGGGCUGACCACCAGGACAUGGUCAAUAAGUGGUGUGGAUGUGCCAUCGCCGUCGGUUGUGGUUGUUCCGGGAUCGUGGUAUGUGUCGACGGCACGUGGUACAACGCUGAUGGCAAAGAAGGAAAGGGGACAGGAAACCUGAGCAACACUUUCAGGAUCUUUGCGUCUGUCAAACAAGGUACUUUCGAGCAGGGCGGCAAAACAAUCAAACAGGUAGCCAAGUACUUCAACGGCAUAGGGACCAAGACCAGCAGUUAUGACAAGUACAACGAUGCCAUUACGGGGGACGGCUGCAAGGAGCUCAUCCGCGAUGUCUACCAGUACUGCUGUGCAGAGGUGACGAGUCCAGAUGACGAGCUUUGGCUGUAUGGCUUCAGCAGAGGCGCCUACGUGGUGCGCGCUGUGUCGGCUCUCUUCCGAGACCUAGCCACGUUGCACAAGCAGACGACAGGACAGUUCAACCAGGACUAUCGAGCUGCAUUAGGGUUCCUGAACGCGAAGCAAAAGAGACAAAUGUCGAACAAGCAGGGGGAGCUGUACAACUUUUUCUUGGAAAAGACGCGAGAGGGUCCUGCCAUUCAGUUCCUCGGCCUCUUCGACACGGUGAAAAAGGCUCAAGGAGAUGUGGACUUCGACCUCUCCUACUCGCGGUCCAUCCGUCGCGUUCGCCACGCACUAGCGCUGAAUGAAGAACGAAAUACGCACCAACCUGAGCUGUACAAGACCGAAUCAACACCGGGCUGGGACGCCGAGUCUCUCAUCCAGGCAUGGUUCGUUGGUUGGCACGUUGAUAUCGGUGGGGGAGCCAGGGAUGACGGCCUGUCGCUGUAUCCCCUGCAGUGGAUGCUUCUCGAGAGCCAGAAGUUUGGCCUCGUCCUGGAGUACAAGCCGCCAAAGUACAUUGCCGACAAGAUUCCGGUCGAGCACCCGCCCUCUCUGGUGCUGCCGAGUAUUGUGAGCGAGAGCGGUUCGGACCAGCCGUUUCCGAAGACGUGCCUGUUUUCCGGAGGACCCGUCCCCAACGAGACGAAUAAAGAGACUGAUCAAGAGGUUCGUCAGUGGGACUUUUGCCUAGCAAGCGGUAUCACAGUCAACAUGUUUGAUUUGCGAGCCUCCCACCGCCAUGGCAACCUUCAGAAAAGACAGGGGAAGAAGCUGAAAAAGAAGGGGCAUGUGGAAAAGGCUUCUCACGAAGUAAGGCUGAAUCCACCGGACAAAUUAUUCACGGGCUACCAGCGGCGCCCGCGCUCAGUUUUCGACGCGCGGGGUGUGGCGGGUUACAACGAACAUGAUCCGUAUGGCACCAUCAUACAUCCGUCAGUCUACUUUCUGAAGGACACAUAUCCUAGCUUGGGCAUCAAAGACGCUCUGCAGAAGAUGGAAGACAGACUGGAAGACUUUAGCAGCCAAUUCCAGUCGCCCGAGCACAGCAAUUUCUUUCCCUGGUUGCUGGAGCGUACGCUGAAGACUCGAUAUGAGCAAGUGCGCAUCCUCAUCUGCGGUCGAUCCGGGGUGGGCAAGUCGACGUUGCUGAACCGCAUAUUCGGCAUGAAAAUGACUGUAGAAAAUGAGGACACGCGGGGAAUUCAUGACAUGGAGCAAGGGUUUGAGUCAGAUCAAUAUCCCGGUAUUAUCAUUCACGAUUCGGAAGGCUUCGAGGCGGGGGACAUCAAACGCGUUCAGGCUUUUGAGAUGUUCCUGAAGAAACGGGGUUCUUCUGCCCCAGAGAAGGAUCAGCUGCAUGCCGUCUGGAUUUGCAACGAUAUGGACACAAGCCGGCCCAUCGAAGCCGCAUUUGAACUCGUUCUUGGAAUCAUUGCCAAGUAUGCCCCAUCUCUGCCAGUCGUCCUCGUCGGUACCAAGAAGGAUAAGUUCCUCAGGCAAGAGACCGAACUGAGCAAGGAAGAAAUCCGAGCAUUGGAAACAGGGCGAGCCCCUGAGCCACAACGCGAGCUGGACAUCGCUCGUGAUCUGCAGAAACGACAAAGUUGGCAGAAGAGGCUGGCGAUAGAUUGUGCCGACGCCAACGACAAACUGGACAUCAAGGUGACUUUCGUCUCGAGAGACAACCGAGAGUCCAUCAUGGCUCUGAUGCACUUGACCCUCGAGCCACUCAACUCUGAGAGCCUUCGUUCAGGUAUGGUAGCAGCCCAAGUAGUCGAUCUAGAUCUCAAGAUUGCGCUGGCAGUCGAAGAGACUGUUCGUUUGCUCCGCACAGCAGUCACGGCCUCUAACUUGGGGGCUCUGCUUGUGGUUGUGAACAGGAUCUCGGCGCCCACGUAUUCGCGGCUUCUUUGCAACGCUAUCGUCCGAUCCUUUGGCUUGACACGCACGACCACCAGCGGACUCACUCGCGAGGAGGAGGUCGACAAUAUCAUGAGCACGGUUGUGUGGAGGAACCUCUCCUCCUUCAUGGCACGGUCAUUCUUCGUAGCCAUCGGAGACGUGUCGCUCUUAGUUGCGGCACCGUUAUUCGAGGCGCCGGUGACAGCGCGGAUGGUCGUCAAAUGUGCAUGCGAUCUCAUCAUCAUCAUGGACCGGGCCUUCCACACUGGCGGAAAGUUUGUCACGCGGCAGCAGAUCCGACAGGCCUCGCGGGAGUACGUACAACCUCUUGCAGAAAGCGAGUUGCGCGGCCUGCGCGACCGGACAGGCGUCAAGUCGGGCUCUUCGAGAAGACGGUUGGUCCAUAAGCGCGUCAACGCGCUGAUACCGGUGAUUUCGGCAUUAGCGGUGAAGAUAUACAGGAAGCGUCAGAUUGAAAGCCUGCAACGAGGCAUUCGAGAGAUCAUUGAGGAUUAUCGAAUCCAGUCGGCAACAGACCACUAUCUGGAAAGCGAUGAAUCUGUUGCUUCUAGCGACACAUUGUCUGUGGGAACUGGCUCACUGGACGAGACGCUGGACGUUGCUUCGGAGGAUGAUGAGGAUUUGAAGGCGUUUUCGGAUAUGAGCAUCAAGGGGCAAGGGGCGUGA